UUGUGUGAGCACAGUGAGGUACGAGGGUCGGGGCUCGGCUCCAUUUCCGGGGGUCCACGCAGGCUUGCGUGCGCGUCUGAAUACGCAUGAGCGCGCAGGCCCUGCGUCCAGCUGGGGAGCCCCUGCCAGGCCUGGCUCUACUACCCCACCUCUUGGAUUCGGGGAGCGUUAAGUCCCCGGUGUGCACACAGGGCGUGUGCAAACGAGUGCAGGCAAGUGAAUCCAGGCGGUUUACUAGACGUCCCCUCUCUGGACCUGUUUCCCCACCUGUAGAAAUGGGGUUACAGGGGCCAGGGAGCGGGUAAGUUGGGGCGCCCCGGAAUGUGAAGCCUCUGCUCCCUGCUUGGACACCUUCUAGGGCUCUCCGUGGUGGUGGUGGUGGUGGUAGUGGUGUAAUGCUCCAACCUUCUAACCCCCUGUCGGGAAGAGGCCCUGUAUGGUGGGUGACUUUCUUAGAGCCACACUGAACUCUUCCCAAGCAACUUACCACUUUCAAGCCUUUGCAUGUGGUCAGUGUCCCCUUCUGUCUUUAGUGAGGACCUACCCUCCAGAAAAGCACCCCCUCAGCCUCUCUGAACCUGCAGAGCUGAGGCUGAGAAUAUGUGUUUGCUGAGCUCUGUCGCCCCGAGACUGGGGGCUCCUGGAACGUGGUCAUCACCCUGCAAACAGCAGCUUCCCCAUUGGCAGCUGCGAAGCCCUCCUGCCAUCCAUCCAUCACCCUGGGCCUCCUGUGCUCAGCUGGCCCAACUCCAUCUCAGGGCUCCCACAGCUCCCUGAGCCCUACCUGCUCUGAGUCUAACUAUCUGGCCAUGUGGCUGCUACCUCCACUCAUCCAUCCUGGACCCUGAAGUUAGGCAGAUCGUAUCUGAGGUUUUGAGUGGUGGCUUCCUGGUGGGACAAAGACCUCCUUGCCCUGAGCCUCAGUUUUCCCAUCUCUAACAGAGCUUGUUUACCCAGCAUGCAGUACGUCUGGGGCAGGUACCCUAAGGAACGACUAUUAUUGCACCCACUUUACAGCUGGGGAAACUGAGACCCAGAGAAGUACAGGAAAUAUCCGAAGGUUACCAAGUCAGCAUCCCCUGCCGACCCUGCCGAGCAUGGUGACAGCCUGUGCCUUCGGCCCCCUCGUCUGGCGCAGCCGGAAGAGCCGCCAGCCUCGGGCGCCGAUGGCCUACCACGUGAGGGAGUGAGUAGCCUGGCCCAGCCAGCCCCUUCGGAUUGAGGGGGCAGCAACUGAGUGACCAGAGAACACACUGCUGAUCCCCUCCCACCAGUUGACCAGUGAUGGAUGGAGCACCAAGUGACCCUUGUAAGGGUUGUGGAAUAAUGACAGGAAGCAAGGCAUGAGCAUCCACUGUAGUCAUCUGUAACUUCUGGAGACAGAGGUCUGAGCCCCUCAAGCCGAUCCAGUGGACCCACCUGGCCCCCACCCCACCUGAUGGGGCCACUGGGGCCCUGAACAGCCACCUCACCAUACAGACCCCGCCCUUCCCACCAUGGCUGGCGCUGAGGGCUUCCAAUACCGUGCACUGUACCCUUUCCGCCGGGAGCGGCCAGAGGACCUGGAGCUGCUGCCUGGCGACGUGCUGGUGGUGAGCCGGGCUGCCCUGCAGGUGCUGGGUGUGGCCGAGGGCAGCGAGCGCUGCCCACAGAACGUGGGCUGGAUGCCUGGCCUCAAUGAGCGUACUCGGCAGCGCGGUGACUUCCCUGGUACCUACGUCGAGUUCCUGGGGCCUGUGGCCCUCACCCGGCCUGGCCCUCGCCCCCGUGGCCCCCGCCCACUGCCUGCCAGGCCCCGAGAGGGGCCCCCUGAGCCAGGCCUCACACUACCUGACCUACCUGAGCAGUUCUCCCCACCUGAUGUGGCUCCCCCACUGUUGGUGAAGCUUGUGGAGGCCAUUGAGCGGACAGGGCUGGACAGCGAAUCUCUCUACAGGCCUGAGCUGCCACCCCCGUGCACAGACUGGUCCCUGAGCGACCUAGAGCAGUGGGACUCGGCAGCCCUGGCUGAUGGCAUCAAGGGCUUCCUUCUGGCGCUGCCUGCGCCCCUCGUGACGCUGGAGGCCGCUGCGGAGGCCUGCUGUGCCCUGCGGGAGGCAGCGGGGCCUGUGGGGCCAACGCUGGAGCCCCCAACGCUGCCACUGCACCACGCGCUCACGCUGCGCUUCCUGCUCCAGCACCUGGGCCGGGUGGCCCGCCGCGCCCCUGCCCCCCGUUCCGCUUUGCGAGCCCUCGGCGUUGCCUUUGGGCCUCUGCUGCUGCGUGCGCCGCCUCCCUCGCCACCAGGGGUCCCACCUGUCGGGACUGAGCCCAACCCCGACUUCCCAGCUCUGCUGGUGGAGAAGUUGCUUCAGGAACACCUGGAGGAGCAGGAGGUCGCACCCCCAGCUCUGCCGCCUAAACCACCCAAGGUAAAGCCGGCCCCUGCAGGGCUGGCUAAUGGGGGGAGCCAGCCCUCCCUGCAGGAUGCUGAGUGGUACUGGGGGGACAUCUCCAGGGAGGAGGUGAAUGACAAACUCCGGGACACACCUGACGGCACCUUCCUGGUCCGAGAUGCCUCUAGCAAGAUUCAGGGAGAGUAUACCCUGACCCUUAGGAAAGGUGGGAACAACAAGCUAAUUAAGGUCUUCCACCGUGACGGGCACUAUGGCUUCUCAGAGCCACUUACCUUCUGCUCUGUCGUGGACCUCAUCACCCACUACCGCCACGAGUCGCUGGCCCAGUACAAUGCCAAACUAGACACGCGGCUCCUGUACCCUGUGUCCAAGUACCAGCAGGACCAGAUUGUUAAGGAAGAUAGUGUGGAAGCAGUGGGUGCCCAGCUCAAAGUCUACCACCAGCAGUACCAGGACAAGAGCCGCGAGUAUGACCAGCUCUACGAGGAGUACACACGCAGCUCCCAGGAACUACAAAUGAAGCGCACUGCAAUCGAGGCCUUCAAUGAAACCAUCAAGAUCUUCGAAGAGCAGGGCCAGACUCAAGAGAAGUGCAGCAAGGAAUAUCUGGAGCGCUUCCGGCGUGAGGGCAAUGAGAAAGAGAUGCAGAGGAUCCUGCUGAACUCAGAGCGUCUCAAGUCUCGCAUAGCUGAGAUCCAUGAGAGCCGCACGAAGCUGGAGCAGGAGCUGCGGACGCAGGCCUUGGACAACCGGGAGAUUGAUAAGCGCAUGAACAGCCUGAAGCCAGACCUCAUGCAACUACGCAAGAUCCGAGACCAGUACCUCGUAUGGCUCACCCAGAAAGGCGCCCGGCAGAAGAAAAUCAACGAGUGGUUGGGAAUCAAAAAUGAGACUGAGGACCAGUAUGCACUGAUGGAGGAUGAGGAUGACCUCCCCCACCAUGAGGAACGCACCUGGUACGUGGGCAAGAUCAACCGGACGCAGGCAGAGGAAAUGCUGAACGGCAAGCGGGAUGGUACCUUCCUCAUCCGUGAGAGCAGCCAGCGGGGCUGCUAUGCCUGCUCUGUGGUGGUGGAUGGCGAUACCAAGCAUUGUGUCAUCUACCGCACGGCCACUGGCUUGGGUUUUGCGGAGCCCUACAACCUGUACGGGUCUCUGAAGGAGCUGGUGCUGCAUUACCAGCACACGUCCCUAGUGCAGCACAACGACGCGCUCACCGUCACGCUGGCACACCCCGUGCGAGCCCCGGGCCCUGGGCCCCCGCCCGCAGCCCGCUGAGCCAUGCAGAGCAGGACUCCAUCCUUCUGUCUCUCUUCUUUAUGAAACUUUCUCUGUCUCAAUCUCUCUCUUGCUUUCUCUGAGUCUCUAUCUCUCCCUGUCACUCUCUUUCUAUCCCCAUCUCUCUGUCCUCUCUGUCUCUCUUAGUCUCUAUACCUCUUAAGUCUCUUUUAGAGGAGCACACCUCCUCCACCCCAUGCCCCCUUUCCCUAUGGGCACUGCCCUCCCCUGGCUCUGGCUGCUCCCACAGGUCCCUAUGGUCCCCCAAGCUCUCCACCUGCCUGUACCUGCCGUGUUUACAAAGGCCCCUGGGGUGCUCAGCCCCAGCCUGGGUACCCUGAUUUUUAAGCCAUAGACCUGGGGUCAGGGCAGGAAGGAACUUCGCUGGGCCACUUCCAAGAACCUCAGCUGUGAUAUUUGGGGCCGGGCGGGUCCCGCCCCACAGACCCAACUUCCCCUUCAAACCCUGAAGUGAAACCUGCCACUGGUUAUCCCCACAAUGGAGCUGCUGCCGAGAAGCCUCCCCCCCUGUCCCCGGCAGAAAACAAAAUUAUUAAAAAUAACCUUGCAAGAUGGCCCUAUCUGAUCUCAGGCCUCCCAGGAAUCAAGGCUGCUCCUGGUACCACUGGGGCAGCCGAGAUGCACCACUGCUCACAGCACCUCCACUUGAUAUCGUUUCAAGGCUUCUUGAUCAUGUUGGGUUCUGAUUUUGUUUCCUUGACUGUAAACCCAUUUUCUCUCCUCUUUUGGGACAAGAGCCCCGGUUUUCUAUGCUGCCGUGGACCCCUUCCUGCCUGCCCAGCUAGGCUGGCAGGUGGGUUUUGUAUGGUACGUUGAUACUGAUAUGGAUAUAAAACAUUGAACUCAG
Miniopterus natalensis is the source of this 4542-nucleotide messenger RNA. NCBI's taxonomy places the organism in Eukaryota, Metazoa, Chordata, Mammalia, Chiroptera, Miniopteridae. The record is from RefSeq and is a predicted model, not a curated record.